AUGGCGCGUACUAAACAGACUGCCCGUAAGUCCACCGGUGGUAAGGCACCACGCAAACAGUUGGCCACGAAAGCGGCACGCAAGAGCGCACCGGCUACAGGCGGUGUUAAAAAACCCCAUCGUUACAGGCCCGGCACCGUGGCUCUUCGUGAGAUUCGUCGUUACCAGAAGAGCACAGAACUCUUGAUCCGCAAGUUGCCGUUCCAACGUCUAGUACGUGAGAUCGCGCAAGAUUUCAAAACCGAUCUACGUUUCCAGAGUUCCGCCGUCAUGGCGCUCCAGGAGGCGAGCGAGGCCUAUCUGGUCGGUCUCUUCGAGGACACUAACCUGUGCGCCAUCCACGCUAAACGUGUGACCAUUAUGCCCAAGGAUAUUCAGCUGGCGCGCAGGAUUAGAGGAGAACGCGCUUAA
Diatraea saccharalis (sugarcane borer) is the source of this 411-nucleotide messenger RNA. NCBI's taxonomy places the organism in Eukaryota, Metazoa, Arthropoda, Insecta, Lepidoptera, Crambidae. The record is from the annotation of a GenBank genome assembly.